Molecule: messenger RNA, 2040 nt
Organism: Cucurbita moschata (crookneck pumpkin)
Lineage: Eukaryota; Viridiplantae; Streptophyta; Magnoliopsida; Cucurbitales; Cucurbitaceae
Product: serine/threonine-protein kinase HT1-like
Exons: 3
Coding region: 732-1853 (373 amino acids)
Biological process (GO): protein phosphorylation
Molecular function (GO): ATP binding; protein kinase activity
Source: RefSeq, a predicted model, not a curated record
UUGGGGAAAAUGUUGGCACUGGCACAUAUGCCCAUUUGUUCUUGAGAGUUGAAAGGUAAUCCAUUGAGGCCUUGCCACUUCGGCCACUUGGCAUUGAUGAUGGCAAACGAAACAGAAACAGAAACAGAAACAGAGGAGCUGGAUUCAGUUGAGAAAGAAAGAACAAUUAAAGUGGUUCCCUCUUUACAAAAAAGAGAGGUUAAAUCACGAGACGCCCCUGGAAGAUCUCCCCUUUUUCAUCGUCUUUCUACUGUCAUACACAACCGUGAAAAUCAGACCCUUUUGUUCUCUUCUACAUCUAAAUUUUCCUGUUUUUUUUUUUUUCUCUUCCUUCUCCUUCGGUUCCAUUUCCUGAAGCCAUGAAAUCCCAUGUUCCAUCUUUAGGUUUGGUUUUUUCUCUGAUAUAUUCUGGGUCUUUUCAUGAACAUUUGCCCAACUAUACAAAAGGUACAAAUGCUUGACGCGGAUAACUGUUCUCUCUCUUAUUUUCUGCAAAACUUUUCUUUUUCUUUGGGUCUUGUCCUUUCCAUCAUUGAUUCAACAAAUUCAUGAAUUCCCAAAUCCAAUUAUCAUCAUUCUUCUUUAGAAUCCAUGUUUUUGAAUCAGUUCAUGCACUUCUUAAAAGCAAUUCAUACUUUCAGAAGGAAAAUUCCUUCCGAUUGUUUGCUUUGACAUAAAAACAACCUUCUGAGUUUGGUAUAAACAAACACCAUUUCACGUAAACAAUCUUCAUGGCGUCCUCAUGUUUUGGUUCACUUUGCAUUCGUAAAUCAAAGAGCAAGCCAUUAUCAACCCUUUUCUCCUUGAAAUCCCAGAUGAAUUCUGAAAUGGAAAAUAUGGAAAGGAGAAGGUUUGAUAGUUUGGAAUCGUGGUCGAUGAUCCUAGAGUCUGAAAAUAUGGAAACUUGGGAGACAUCAAAGGAGGAUCAGGAGGAGUGGACAGCUGAUCUCUCUCAGCUCUUCAUUGGCAACAAAUUUGCCUCCGGUGCGCACAGUCGGAUAUACCGUGGAAUUUAUAAGCAGAGAGCCGUUGCUGUGAAGAUGGUCAGAAUUCCAAACCAAAAGGAGGAAACAAGAGUCAAACUUGAGCAACAAUUCAAGUCUGAAGUUGCCUUGCUUUCUCGUCUCUUUCAUCCCAGCAUAGUUCAGUUCAUUGCAGCCUGUAAAAAGCCACCGGUAUACUGCAUAAUUACAGAGUAUAUGUCACAAGGAACUCUGAGAAUGUAUCUUAACAAGAAAGAGCCAUAUUCACUGUCAAUAGAGACAAUACUGAGGCUAGCUCUAGACAUAUCAAGAGGAAUGGAAUACCUUCAUUCCCAAGGGGUAAUCCACAGAGACCUUAAAUCAAAUAACUUGCUUCUAAACGAUGAAAUGAGAGUAAAAGUAGCGGAUUUUGGAACCUCCUGCCUCGAAACACAGUGUCGAGAAACAAAAGGGAACAUGGGAACUUACAGAUGGAUGGCGCCGGAGAUGAUUAAAGAGAAGCCUUACACUCGCAAAGUUGAUGUGUACAGCUUUGGGAUUGUGCUGUGGGAGCUCACCACGGUUCUGCUUCCGUUUCAAGGGAUGACUCCCGUGCAGGCUGCCUUUGCCGUCGCCGAGAAGAACGAGAGGCCGCCAUUGCCGGCAAGUUGUCAACCGGCUUUAGCACACCUGAUAAAGCGGUGUUGGGCGGCGAAUCCAUCGAAGCGGCCGGAUUUCAGCGACAUUGUAGCGGCUUUGGAGAAAUACGACGAGUGCGUGAAAGAGGGUCUUCCACUUGCACACCAUAAAGGAUUGGUAAACCGAAACGCCAUUAUUGAACGCUUGCAAGCUUGCGCCUCAACCAGUUCUUCAAUACCUGUACAUGCCUGAAACUGAGACUGAGACUGAGACUGAGCUUAAGCCGCCAUAGCUUUGGUAAUUCGAAAGGAACAUAUUAUUUUGCUGAAUUUUACCUUUCAAGAAGGAAGAUGAAAUGCUGUGUAAAAUGACCGGGCCCUCCCUGGAUUCUUGGUCCACAUCUGGAUCAUAGUACAUAGGGCCCAACUUCCUUGGCCCA